Sardina pilchardus (European sardine) is the source of this 2400-nucleotide messenger RNA. Its product is annotated as ADP-ribosylation factor-like protein 3. The record is from RefSeq and is a predicted model, not a curated record. Gene Ontology annotation, molecular function: GTP binding; GTPase activity. Gene Ontology annotation, cellular component: microtubule cytoskeleton; cytoplasm. The coding region runs from base 1239 to 1922 and encodes 227 amino acids. Gene Ontology annotation, biological process: cilium assembly. The transcript is spliced from 5 exons. NCBI's taxonomy places the organism in Eukaryota, Metazoa, Chordata, Actinopteri, Clupeiformes, Clupeidae.
ACCUCUGGGGUUCACAUGAGAAUGUAGCUGCCCCGUUCUAGAAUUCACGGCGGACCAGACGACACCAUGGGAGAAGCUCCAAAGGUAUGUUUUCAGAUCCCUCUGUUCCUUCCUUGAGCUUGAUUCUACAGUACUGUGUUUUUUAAACAUCCAACAGUACAGGCCUAUAUGUUCAUCUGGUCUUCACUUGUAUGUUCAUAUCUCUGUUCUACUACUGGCACUGGUAUCGGGAACUGAGUACUGUUUACAGUGUUUAUUGACUUACAGUGUUCUGGUCAAAUAUUUUAUCGUAUUAUAAAAUGUAUCAACUAGGAAUGGAGGAAAUUAAAUAGUGGUGUCAAAGCACCCAGUGAAUUCGCCCUGUCAAUCCUUUUCUCUUUGUGUGCUGUGAUUUUAUUACUUUAGUUGCUUGUGUGGCUUUUACGUUGUACAAAAGCAAAGGGCCAAGUUGAAGGCAGAAUGGCUUGUGCCUUGCCAUUAAUCUAAUUACUGUAAUCAGUCGUUACAUGAAUGAGGCAUGAAUAGGUGCCAGUGCUAUUCCAAAUGAAGGCCGGUUAAGCCUUAUAAAGGACAGGCGCACUCAGUUACUCAACCAUUCAGACAAACAAGGUGAACACAAUAUCCACUGUUGCCAAUGAAGGACCCGGAACCAGAGACUGAGUCCAUUUUGAAGGAAAUGCCCUAGAUACUAGAACCUAUGGUAUAUGACUGUGCCACUGAGUUACUGAAUGACAAAAACAGUCUGAAGCUUGACCACUGUAUACAGUGAAAGCUAAAAUAGCUGCCAUUUCCCCAAUUUCAGAAAGACUGUCCUGGUAGUCACUUGGAGAUAAACAAACCUACAGUUCCUGGCACACAAGGGAAGGAACUUUUUAGUAAAAAUUUUAAAAUAUGCUUUUUAUCAUUUUGUUUUGUUUUCAUGGGAAGCCUGUGUAGAUAGCUAGUUUGUCAACAUCCUCAAACUGAUUUUUUUUAAAUACAUGAUCAAGUCAUAGACAUGCUUUCUAACUGCUCUGGCUGUUGAUUGUGUAGCUUUUGUUUUUUGCUCCAGAUCAGACAGUGUACAAUAAUGUACAGUAAGACCCGCAUUUACAGCACCGAUGGCUGAAUAACUUGCUAAAGUAGAUCAGUUAGCAACGAUGACCAGCUGUUUAUUGCCAUUGCCAGCAGUGUAGAUUAGGAAAAAGGCAAAAAGGCACGUCUGUAAUUCACUCCCUAGUUUUACAACAAAAUCUUUCAUGCCCCUUUAUCAUGGAAUUGUUCCUGUGCAAAUGACCAAACGAUCCAAAUGGGCAAAUAAAUCAAUAGUUUAUUUAGGAGAAAGUAUAGGAUUUUUUAACAUGUUAUUUAUCCAGACAAAUCUCGCUUCUUUCCAGGGCUUGCUCUCAGUUCUCCAGAAACUGAAGGGCAGCUCAGAGCAGGAGCUGAGGAUAGUUCUUCUGGGUUUGGACAAUGCUGGCAAGACCACCUUACUCAAGAGUCUCGCAUCUGAGGACGUCAGUACCAUAACACCCACGCAGGGUUUCAACAUAAAGAGUGUGGCCUCUCACGGAAUGAAACUCAAUGUCUGGGACAUUGGAGGGCAAAGAAAAAUCAGAACCUUCUGGAAAAAAUACCUGGAGAAUACAGAUUUACUGAUCUACGUCAUAGAUAGCGCUGACAAAAAGCGAUUUGAGGAGACAGGACUGGAGCUAGCCGAGCUGAUUGAUGAGGAGAACCUGAAAGGAGUUCCAGUACUUAUCUUUGCCAACAAGCAGGACUUGGCUACUGCAUCCCCUGCCAGUGAGAUAGCCGAGGGGCUGAACCUGCACACGUACAGGGACCGGGUCUGGCAGAUCCAGGCCUGCUCGGCUGUGUCUGGAGAAGGAGUGCAGGAUGGCAUGAAUUGGAUCUGUAAUAACCUUGUCAAUCGGAAAAAAUGAGCCUGCCGAGUUGUGUUACGAGUUCUGGAGAAGAGAAGUCCAAACCCUCUAAUGCCCGGUCCUUAACGUGUGGUUAUCCUCCCUUGAUUUGCAUAUAACAUGAGCUAUUUACAUUUUGCACCAUGUAUUUGUGUAUGUGAGUUUCCUUUUUUAUGCGUCAUCUGAAAACAAGUUUAAACACGCGUGAUGAGAUGGUGGCUGUGAAUCUCAAAUGGGAGCUUUGUAACGGAUUGAAGGCAAGGGAAUAUGUAUGUAAAUGUAAAUGUUUGAUGCAAUCCUCUUUCCCUGGACUGAGAAUGGUUCCUGCCAGCGUCUAACGUUAACCCAGGGCAGAGGAGGACGAAGAGCAGACAGGAUCACCGCUAGACCUUUGAUAUGUCUUUGUCAUUACUGUCUUCAUGUAGAGGUAGAUGCAGUAGGCUACUGUAAUUAUGUACAGCAAGUGACUGGUCUUCUGUGGUGUAUUAAACUUUUGACA